Parathielavia appendiculata is the source of this 2150-nucleotide messenger RNA. Its product is annotated as general substrate transporter. Gene Ontology annotation, molecular function: carbohydrate:proton symporter activity. NCBI's taxonomy places the organism in Eukaryota, Fungi, Ascomycota, Sordariomycetes, Sordariales, Chaetomiaceae. Gene Ontology annotation, cellular component: membrane. The record is from RefSeq and is a predicted model, not a curated record. Gene Ontology annotation, biological process: carbohydrate transport; transmembrane transport. The coding region runs from base 501 to 1892 and encodes 463 amino acids. The transcript has 3 exons.
GAGAUCUUGAUGACGGUCAGAAGCAGGGGCUUGCCAUUUGCCAGCGACGUUCCAUGACUGAUGUCGACAGAAACAUUUAUGCGACUGCCAGCCGCAAGUUCUCGGUCUGCAGGUGGCUAUGGAAUGGAGAUGGGCCUCGACAGCGCCUCUUCAGCAACUGCGCCGUAGGCGUCUUUGUCCUACAGUGCACAUGGCGGAUGGGCAUUCCCGCCUACCCACCCCUACACUGUUUCCUCCGCCAUGUCUGCCUCUUUGUGGCUUUCUGUCUCGCUCAGCUCGUCGAGGCACUUCGCGACAAUGAUCCUACACCCAGUGUGUUCCAGAUCGCCAAAGCCGUUUGUUCGGCUCCCGGCAUAUGAAGGCCAGCCCUCUCCGCGGGACCAAAAGCCCCUGCUAUAUCCAUCAACCUGUCCCAUCCUGCUUGUUUCCUUGUUCAUUUUCCUGCUGGCUUCCUGCUCGCCUUAACCGCAAGAGAUGACCCAUAGCUCAGCCUAGACAAUAUGGUCGGCGUUGCGACAUUCCCUAUAUCGGGCACGGCCGAUCUGUCGAGGGUCGAAGCCCCCGUAACUCUCAAAGCCUACCUGCUGUGUGCCUUUGCCGCCUUUGGCGGGAUAUUCUUUGGAUAUGACACGGGGUGGAUGUCGGGUGUCCUCGCCAUGCCUUUCUUCAUUACUCAGUACGCGGGUAUCGAAUUCGACUAUGCGUUGGGAAAGCCGAUCGGCGUCGACCCGAUCCAGUUUGGCCUGCCGUCGUCAACCAAGUCUCUCAUGACAUCGAUCCUGUCCUGCGGCACCUUCUUCGGCGCCCUGAUCGCCGGCGACGUUGGCGAUUUCAUCGGCCGCCGUCCGACCAUCAUUAUCGGCUGCGUCGUGUUCUGCGUCGGCUGCAUCCUUGAGAUCGCCUCGGCAAACCAGGUCGUCCUCUUCGUCAUGGGCCGUCUUCUCUCGGGCCUCGGAGUGGGAUUCAUCUCUGCGAUUAUCCUGCUCUACAUGUCCGAGGUCGCACCCCGAAGAGUCCGUGGAGCCUUGGUGUCGGGCUACCAGUUCUGUAUCACGCUGGGAAUUCUGCUGGCGAACUGUGUCACGUACGCUACCGCCAACCGAAACGAUACCGGCUCGUACCGCAUCCCCGUUGGCAUUCAGUUCCUGUGGGCUCUGAUCCUGGGAAUCGGCCUGUCUAUCUUGUGUAAGUGCUACCCAUAUGCGUACCCUGAAAGCCAGAACUUCAUCUUCUACUUCGGCACGACCUUCUUCCAGCAACUCGGCACGAUGCACAACCCGUUCCUCAUCUCGCUCGUUGCCACGCUCGUCAACGCGCUCUCGACCCCGCUCUCCUUCUGGGCGAUCGAGAAGCUGGGCCGGCGCCCGCUGCUGAUCUGCGGCGCGAUCCGUAUGAUCGUCUCGCAGUUCAUCGUCGCGACCGUCGGCGUCACGGCGGGUCGGGCCGAGGUGGCCAACUACGACGCCGUGCGGGCCAUGAUCGCACUCAUCUGCAUCUACAUCUUUUUCUUCGCGUCCACCUGGGCCCCCUGUUUCCCCCUUCCGAUCCGGUCGCGCGGGGUGGGCGUCUCGACGGCGUCCAAUUGGUUCUGGAACUGCAUCAUUGGCGUCAUCACGCCGUACAUGGUCGGCAACGAGCCCGGGUCGGCCAACCUGGGGCCGAAGGUGUUUUACAUCUGGGGCUCGCUGUGCUUCCUAUCGCUGGCAUUUGCGUAUUUCUUGGUGCCCGAGAUGAAGGGCCUCACGCUGGAGCAGAUUGACGGCAUGAUGGAGGAGACGGCGCCGCGCAAGUCGGGUGCGUGGAAGCCGACGACGACGUUUGCGGCGCAGAUGGGGCGGGUGAGACAGGAGGGGAGUCCGAGGCACGAGAAGCAGGCCAUGAGGGCUGUGUAAUGGGAAUCCGGCUCAUUCAUUUGGUUUCACUCGUUUGAGAUAGGAAUGAUGGUUGGCGUUUUCGGUUGGGAGAUGGUUUGUAUUGUACCGUGUUGGGAUGUUCCUUCUCACUGGGAAUGGAAAUAACAACAUUUAUCCAGGACACCAACACCGGCUGUGUGUCUUGCUCCCUGGGCCCAGAGCUGUUGCAUGGCUAGUAAACACAGAAAUUAACAAACUCUAAAAUAUCAUGGUUGAGUGGAAAAAGGCAUCAAAAGC